Olea europaea var. sylvestris is the source of this 1049-nucleotide messenger RNA. Its product is annotated as B3 domain-containing protein At1g05920-like. The record is from RefSeq and is a predicted model, not a curated record. Gene Ontology annotation, molecular function: DNA binding. NCBI's taxonomy places the organism in Eukaryota, Viridiplantae, Streptophyta, Magnoliopsida, Lamiales, Oleaceae. The transcript has a single exon. Bases 48 to 866 code for a protein of 272 amino acids.
AGGAUAGGGAAAGAGAGAGAUUCUUUAAUAGAUAUAGAAAUUCAGUCAUGUCUACGAUGAAGAAGAGGAGGGUUUCCUUUAAUCUGUUCCAUAAUGAAGAUCUUCAUCUUCCUCUCCCUAUUCCUAACAUGCUUCCAAUGAAGAAGAGGAAAAAGGCAGUUUCACUCUGCCUCUUUGAUGAUCUUCUUCUUCAUGAUCAACAACCACCGCCAUUAGUGCCGCCUCAAACCCAGUACAAAAACCUUUACUCAAGCCUAAAUCAAAAUACUGAACCAGCUCUUGCCAUUGCUCCUUAUUCAGGCCAAGCAGUGCCCCAAUCUGCCGGAACUGUUCAGAAAAAUAGAAAGCGGAAAGGCGACGGAAUUCGUAACCAUGUACAAAACGAGCCGGAGCCUCGUCCGGAACCACUUCUUCCUGAAAUCUUGCGAGAAAUAGGAUUGAAUGGAGGGACCGUGCCAAUUUUCUUGUACCAAAAGAGGCUCACAAGUUCUGAUACUAAGCCUGAUCAGAAUCGGAUAUUUCUUUCUCAUAACAGAGAAAAAGUCAUGGAAUUCUUGACAGAAGUGGAGCGAAAGUUGGUAGAAGUUAACCAAGGCAGUGUCAAGAUUCUUACAAUUGAUCCGAAAGGUAAAUACUAUAUGUUGCACAUGAAGAGGUGGGGUGCCUUGAAAAUGGUUGUGCUUAAAAAAGAAUGGAGUAAACUGGUGGAAGCAAACAAAUUGGAGGAAGGUGAUUGGAUUCAACUGUGGGGAUAUCGCCAAAAUUCCCAAUUCCAUUUGGUUCUCAAUAUCAAGAAAGCGGUCACCCAUCACGAUGCUGCAAGCAGCAGCAGCGGCUGUGGCUCGAGUACCGUCUCCGAGGAGUAGAAGACAAUAUGCAUGAGAACCAGACAUGAUGUCUGUGUCUGAAAUUUCACUGUCUUGGGCAUGAUCUUGUACAGAUUAAUGUAGGAAAAUUUUGAAUUAGAAGUGUUUAGAUUUGUUUUUUGGAAGUACAGAUAACAGUCAUGUAUUCAAAUUUUAUUUCGGAGUUAUAAAGUUUUUUUUACU